Messenger RNA from Chaetomium strumarium, 756 nucleotides. RefSeq names its product polysaccharide lyase family 7 protein. The annotation marks the transcript as partial. NCBI's taxonomy places the organism in Eukaryota, Fungi, Ascomycota, Sordariomycetes, Sordariales, Chaetomiaceae. The transcript has a single exon. The record is from RefSeq and is a predicted model, not a curated record.
AUGUCGCCCCUGGAGAAACUGCUGCUCGGCCUGGCAUACGGGGGAUGGGCCGUCGAGGCACUGAACCCGGGCUGCGCGCCUGGCGGCAACUUCGACAUGCGGUACUGGAACCUCCAGCUUCCCAUCGGCACCACGGGUAGCCCGACCACUAUCUCCAGCGGCAGCUUGCAGGGCUGCGGCGGCUACCAGAACUCCGACUACUUCUUCACCGAGAGCUCGGAUGGCGCCCUCGUCAUGAAAGUGCCCGGCUCUCCACAGUCAGCCGGCUGCGUGACGACGCCGCACAGCCUGCAUUGCCGGACCGAGCUUCGCGAGGUCGAGCCCGACACGGGGCGCACUGCUUCUUGGGAUCCCAACCAGCCCGUCAACCGGCUGUUUGCGCGCCUCACCUGCCCGCAGCCCGGCGACGGCACAGGCACCGUGAUCGGACAGAUUCACAUUGACGAUGCUAUCUCGUCCAAGCCCGUGGCCGAGCUGUACUACAACGCCAACGGUCACCUGAGUCUCGGCGUGGAGCAGACCCGUGCAGGUGGCAAUCAGCUCACCUCCCCGGCGGGCCACAUCCCCGUUGGCCAAACGUUUACCUACGAGAUCCGCUACGAGAGCAAUGUGCUCUCCGUGGUCAUCAACGGGGGCAGCCCGCAGGUCUUCUCCACAUACCAGCUGGACGCGCCGAGGAGCUAUUUCAAGGCCGGCAACUACCUCCAAGGCUCGACUCCCUCCGACGUCCACUUCUUCGAAAUCCAGGUGACACAC